UAGACGGGAGAGGGGGCCUCGCGUGGGUCGGCACCGGCGCGUCGGGCGUGGUACUGAUCGGGGACGCUCAUCGGUUCGGCAACGGCUUCGGCUUCGGCCGCCUCGGCUCUGCCUUCGGUUCGUGCCCGUGGGUGUUUCGUGUUUCGAGAGUAGCCUAGCCGUUGGCGUUGGCGCGUGCAUGUUCUCGUAAGCCGGCAACAUUGGAUCUUGUACUCUGCUGCCUCGUGUUGUGAAUUGCGAUCUGUGGAAAUGCGUGAAAUGGGGCCUUCUGAUGCUCAGUGGUCGAAACUACUGCAGCUCAUUGCAGGAGAUAAGGAGCUUCUGCAUACACAGUUCUUAGCUCCAGGUGGAGUCGUCAGAGUACCAGCAAAGUGGGAGGCAAUCGCCAUUGAACUCAACAAAAUUCCAGGUUGUAAGAAGACUGGGGAGAAGUGGCAUGCAGCCUGGAUUGGACUGAGAGGCCGUGCCCGCCAAGCACUACGUUUAAAAAACGCAUAUCGCCAAAGGACUGGUGGGGGCCCAUCAGCAAAUGUAGCUGGUCUGAAAUUGUCAGAGCUUCACCAGAAGGUUAUCAAUUUAAACGGAACAACGGCUGCUUUGGGAACAGGGUGUCCGAAUCCUCUGCAGAUUCAGCUAAAUCUUGCACGGGACCGUGCUGCUGCACCUGAAGAUGCAGUGAAUGCAGCUGCACCCCUCGUGUUGCCUGCACCUCAAGAUGCAGUGAAUGCAGCUGCACCCCUUGUGUUGCCUGCACCUCAAGAUGCAGUGAAUGCAGCUGCACCCCACGUGUUGCCUGCACCCCUUGUGUUACCUGCACCUCAAGAGGCAGUGAAUGCAGCUGCACCCCUCGUGUUGCCUGUUGCUGUUGAAUUUGAUGCACCCCUGGAGUUUCUUGUGGAUGGCAAUGAUGUUGGGCAUUGGUCGCCCCUUAAUGAUGACCAGUGGAUUGGAGCGUCCCUGUUUGUGAAAGAGGAGGAAAAGGAGGACCUACUUGGUGCUGCAGCUCUGCCGCGUUUGAAGCAGGAGGUGAAAGGAGAGGCCAGUGAAAUAAUAUAUCUCACAGAUUCUGAUGAUGACUCCAAGCAGCAGACUUAUGCCGCAGUGAAACAAGAGGACAGUGAUGAUGUUGUCACCUUAAGUGAUAGUCCUUAUCAACUGAUGUAUCAGACUCCUCUCAGAGGAUCUGGACUACCACUGGCAGCUAAACGCAGGCUGCUUAAAAAGAAUGCUGUAGUCUCCCCAAUGCAGUAUGAGGCUCAGCCUGGGCCUGAUGCUGAUACGGAUCAUGUAAAGGCUCUUAUCCGAGCCAACACUCUUGUUAUGAAGGAAGUCAUUGGUUUUGUACGUAAUCUAAAGAUGACUCGUUAAAAAGGUUUGCAGUUUGCAAUUUUUUUUUCUAUCAGCACACACUUAUAGAGAUGACAUCUACAAGUGCAGCUGCUGAUGGGUUUUGUGUUCUUAUACAACUUAUUGAUGUAAGGUUGUCAUACUUUAUUUUUUAUUGACCUUAGAAACAGUUACUGUUUAAUCAUUGGACCAAAGGUUUAUUUUUUGUGGCAAUUUUGAAUAAUUUUUGAAUCUUAUUGAGGACUGACUACAUUUACUUAAAAUAUGUUGUUACUAGGUAUAAUGUCAAUCAUUGCAUUGUUUUGACCAUAACUUAAAAAUUGAAAUGUUGUAAUAUGGUUAAUUCCACUCCUGGUGAGAAAAAGUCUAUGAAGAAAUUCCAACUUCAAAACUUUUUUCAUUGGGUAGUUUUGGAGUACUUUUUUCUACUUUUGAGAUUAUCCAUGAAGUAAUGGAGCAAUAAACUGUCAAGGAAUGCUUUCCUUUAGUUUUCAUGCCUGAUUGAGAUAUAUAUAUGAUUAAGAGAAAAGCAUUCAUGUUACUGUUCAAAUAUUCAGAUAGGUUUAAUCUAUGUGUAUGGUAUUUCAAUGGAUGUAGGACACUGUAUUUGUUGUCAAAUUUCUUUCUUUCUUUUUAAUGUGGCACUCGGCACACAUUUAUACAGCUGAUUAAGUUUAGUGUUAUACAACUUGAUGAUGCUGUUUUGUAACUUUUCAAUCUUGAGAUUUUUGAAGUAAAAGCAUUUAUUUAGUGAAACAAU
Molecule: messenger RNA, 2107 nt
Organism: Frankliniella occidentalis (western flower thrips)
Lineage: Eukaryota; Metazoa; Arthropoda; Insecta; Thysanoptera; Thripidae
Exons: 7
Coding region: 250-1368 (372 amino acids)
Source: RefSeq, a predicted model, not a curated record